Molecule: messenger RNA, 1149 nt
Organism: Klebsormidium nitens
Lineage: Eukaryota; Viridiplantae; Streptophyta; Klebsormidiophyceae; Klebsormidiales; Klebsormidiaceae
Source: the annotation of a GenBank genome assembly
AUGGCCCCUACGCAGCAAGCUUUCCGCGCGAGCCGCCUCGUCGUUGCGGUGCUUUUGAUCUCCUCUGGUGGGGCGGCCUUCGCCAACAAGUGCUGCACGGAGCUGAACUUGUUUCAGCAGCCAGCGGGUGCAGCUGCCCCGGUCUAUGUGCGCUCCUUCCCCGUGCCCGGGGAUGACGGGAUUCCGGACCCGGGAGCAGGGCUGUUUUUCACGUGCACGCAACAGCCUGCGUGCGUCGACAAGCAGGGCGCGUGCGCGCCCGCCAAGACGAUCGACAAGAUCACCAAGAAGCCCGUGUGGAACUGCUACUGCGUCAUCGACCCCAAGAAGGGCUGCAAGACCCGGCGCCGCUCAAGGGCCCUUCUGCAGACGGAGACCAUAAACUGCUGCUCCGCUGGAAUUGGCGACCCCCACUUCACAUCGCUCCAAGGGCAGGGCUACGACUUCCAGGGCUUCGGCGGCGCCUCGUUCUGCCUCCUGUCGCAGCACAACAUGCACAUCAACGCGCGUUUUAUCGCCGGCGCGGCGGCAAACUCAACCCAAACGUGGAUGGACGCCCUAUCGCUUAUGACGGUCGGGGCGGACGGGGCCAGCCACACCCUCGAGCUGUCUCUGGGGCAGGUCGUGUCCGAGGACGCAUGGACCGUCCGCUUCGAUGACGCGCCCGUCGCGCUGCCCGACCCGUCCGCCACGUGGCUCGAUGACGUCAUCCAUCUGGAGCGGGAGGAGAGCCACCGGCUGACGUUGCUGGUCAAGGACCGGGUGUGCCUCGAGAUCUUCGUGCUGUACGACGAGAACAUCGCCCCGGUGGAACUCCCCGACCGCCCGUACGGGGGCCGGUACCUCAACUUCCAAAUCAGCAUGCUGGUCGCCGCGAACGACGCGCACGGGGUGCUUGGGCAGACGGUCCGGCCCACCGGGAACGGCGCCUCCAUCGUGGAGGGAAAAGACCUCGACUACGUCACGUCCUCGCUGACGUCAUCUGACUGCACGUUCGACCGCUACCGCGGCGACCGGGACGAUCUGACGGCCACGAACGCGCGCCAGGUGCUGUCCGUCGGAUUGGAUGGCCACGAGGACGAGACCCCCCUCGUCACCUUUAGCUCUGGAAACGGAAUCAAGUGGAGCGUUUCAGUCGCUGACAAUUGA